Messenger RNA from Gossypium raimondii (Peruvian cotton), 1864 nucleotides. RefSeq names its product putative pentatricopeptide repeat-containing protein At4g17915. Lineage: Eukaryota; Viridiplantae; Streptophyta; Magnoliopsida; Malvales; Malvaceae. The transcript is spliced from 2 exons. The record is from RefSeq and is a predicted model, not a curated record. Gene Ontology annotation, molecular function: protein binding. Bases 212 to 1582 code for a protein of 456 amino acids.
GUGCCUCCUCAGUCUAAUCAAAUCACACAAAUGGGCUGAUUCUUAUUCCCUAGUUCCCUCUCAAAAUUCCAAAUGGGCUCUCCUCGACCGGCCGACCGUCGUUCAUCUCACACCGUUUAGCCUCUCUCAUUCUACAAGCCGCGGCAUCUCCACCUCACCAUUCGAUCUCCCUCUUUCAGAUUCACUAAGAGAAAGAAGAAGCAGAAGAAGAAUGGUUCAUAGAUUUUCAACUAGAUUAUUGAAUGUUUGCAUAGCUUCCCUAUGUAAGGCCCAUAAAUUGGAGAAAGCUGAAUCAGUUAUUAUCGAUGGUAUAAGAUUGGGAGUGCUCCCUGAUGUUGUAACUUACAAUAUAUUGAUUGAUGCAUACUGUUGUUUUGGAAUUGAUGCUGGUUACGCCAUUCUCCAUCGAAUGAGAGAAGCUGAUGUUACCCCAGAUAUUAUUUCAUAUAAUUCUUUGAUAGCUGGUGCCACUAGGAAUCGCCAAAUAGCUCGGUCUUUUGAUUUAUUGGAUGAAAUGAUUCAAAGAGGCAUAGCCCCUGAUGUUUGGAGUUACAAUAUUUUGAUGCACGGCCUUUUCAAGUUAGGAAAACCAGAUUUGGCCAAUAGGAUUUUUAAGGAUAUUAUACUUGCUGAGUAUUCACCUUCUAUUGCUACUUUUAACAUUAUGAUGAAUGGUCUUUGCAAGAAUGGGUAUACAGAGAAUGCUUUUAUGUUGUUUAGGAAUUUACAGCGUCAUGGAUUUGUGCCAGAGUUAUUGACUUACAAUAUUCUUGUUAGUGGAUUAUGCAAGAUUGGUAGAUUAGGGUCAGCAAGGAGGGUUCUUAAAGAAAUAGUGGAAUCGGGCCAUGUUCCAAAUGCCAUAACAUACACUACUCUAUUGAAAUGCUUCUUUAGGAAGAAGAAGUUUGAAGAGGGAAUUGAGCUAUUGUUGGAAAUGAAGAGUAAAGGGUAUACAUUUGAUGGUUUUGCUUAUUGCACAGUUAUUGGUGCUCUAACUAAGAUAGGUAAGGUGAAACAGGCGACUGAAUUCAUGGUGGACAUGAUUGAAAUUGGUAUCGAGCUUGAUAUAGUAUCUUAUAACACACUAAUUAAUCUGUACUGUAAAACGGGUGAGUUGGAAGAAGCCUAUAAGUUGUUGGAUGAGAUAGAAAAGAAAGGGUUGGAGUGUGAUAAGUAUACACACACUAUAAUGAUUGAUGGAUUGCGCAGGGCAGGUAACAUUGAGGGGGCCGCACAACAUUUGAAGUAUAUGAAUAUGAUGGGCUUUGAUUCAAAUUUGGUUGCAUAUAAUUGUUUGGUUGAUGGGUUGUGUAAGGUUGGUCAGAUUGAUGAUGCAAUCAAAGUCUAUAAAUCAAUGGAGGUAAGAGAUUCUUUUACCUACUCCUCUUUGGUGUACAACCUUUGCAGGGACAGGAGGUAUCAUUCUGCAGCUAAGCUCUUGCUAUCUUGCUUACGAAGUGGCAUGAAAAUACUUAAGUCUGCUCAACGAGCUGUCUUGCUUGGUCUUCGCUAUUCUGGAUUUCCUAGAGAAGCAAAAAGGCUCAAGUCUAAGAUUCGCAUUGCUCGAAUAUUGAAUCAUUGAUAAUUUAGUCGUUAUUUUCGAUUUUAGUGUUAAAAGUUGGAAGAUUAUGUAUUUCAGUUGAUUUACCAUCGAGGAUCAUUCAUUAAUGUCAAUGGUUCUCUUGGGGUAGUAAUCCUGCAGGCCAUGAUAGAGAUCAGCAACUCUGAAUCAAGCUGCAUCUACUUGUAAUGUAAUAUAUAUUAUUGUAUGUAGAUAACUUGAAAUUGCAAGUCAUUUUUGAUAACUUUCUUCGAAUGAAGAAACUAUAAUGGCUCAUGAAAAUAGUGAGAAAGUUGACACUUA